AUGGGAUCCAGCAAAGCAGGACAAACAGAAAGGAAGAUGACGGCCGUCGAGAAACUGCGAAGCAUGCUCGCGGAUCCAAACAAGUUCCUAUCCUGUCCCGGAGUAUACGACGGCUUCACAGCGCGGAUAGCUCUCCAAGAAGGCGUAGACUGUCUAUACAUGACAGGCGCAGGAACAACAAUGUCCCGCCUCGGCGCCGCCGACAUGGGCAUAGCCACCUUCACAGACAUGCUCACCAACGCCAGCAUGCUCGCCUCGCUCUCGCCGUCGACCCCCCUAAUCGCCGACGCAGACACCGGCUACGGCGGGCCCGUCAUGGUCGGCCGGACAGUAACCUCGUACAUCCGCGCGGGCGUCGCCGGCCUGCACCUCGAAGACCAAAUCGUGAGUAAGCGGUGCGGGCACCUCAACGGCAAGCAACUCGUCGACAUCGAGGAGUUUGAAGCGCGGAUCCGGGCUGCGAGGUUAGCGCGGGAGGCAAGUGGCGGCGACAUCGUCAUCAUCGCUCGAACGGACGCGUUGCAGGGUUUCGGGUACGAAGAAGCACUACGCCGUCUCCGUGCGGCAGUCGCUCAAGGCGCAGACAUGGCGUUCCUGGAAGGCGUGACGACAGCCUCAGACGCGCAGCGCAUAUGCUCCGAUCUUUCUCCCACGCCUUGUCUCUUCAACAGCGUCCCCGGUGGCGUAUCCCCUGAUUUCUCGGUCGAAGAAUGCAAGACCAUGGGGUAUAAACUUGCUAUUUUCCCGCUGCUGGCGUGCGAGGUUGUGUAUCCUGCGGUUAGGAGGGCGGUGCAGCAGAUGAAGGCGGGGCAUGUGGAGAGUGUGGAGGGGGAUGGGAAGAGGUAUGGGCCAAGGGAGUUGUUUCAGGUUUGUGGGUUGGAUGAGUUGAUUGAGUUUGAUGUUAAGGCUGGGGGGUUGGGUUAUAAGGAUGGGGCGUGA
Alternaria ethzedia is the source of this 939-nucleotide messenger RNA. RefSeq lists its product as uncharacterized. The coding region runs from base 1 to 939 and encodes 312 amino acids. Lineage: Eukaryota; Fungi; Ascomycota; Dothideomycetes; Pleosporales; Pleosporaceae. The transcript is spliced from 2 exons. Gene Ontology annotation, molecular function: catalytic activity. The record is from RefSeq and is a predicted model, not a curated record.